UUUCAAAUUUGUGUGUUUUUUGUUUGUUUUAUGCCCUUUUUGUCAAAGAAAACUUGUUUUAUAUGGCAAACAAGUGGAAUAUUUUAUAUUAAAAAGUGCAGUUCCCCUUUAAGACAUGUAGUCUUGGGGUUCAGAAGUGAAUACACCCUGACUCUACCUGCAGUGGCCCCCAGGUAAAGUGAGUUCGAGACCACCGCCUUACGUCUUUUCGCUCUUUUUCUUUACAUUUUCACCGUUGCUUAACGAGGCACAGUAAAGGCAGAAUGAUAGUAGUUGCCAACCAUCCAUGGUGCGGCUGCUCAUCGCUCCACGCUGCACUGACCGGCUGCGACCAGUCACAUGGUCCUGUCUGAGACCCUCCUCCCCCCGGACGAGGUGCCCGUAUAAAAGGCGUGGCUCGCCCCUCCCGGACACACUGAGACUGACAAACAGCCAGCUUGGACAGCCCCGACACGCCUGUGCUGCCCUUCAUGGAUGCUCCAGCAGAAUCCUGCGUGGAAUUGACGAGCACUGAUCCUCUCCUGGCUCCACUCAAGUUUGGGUUCCGGGGACCUGAAAAGGUUAAAAAUAGGUGAGUGUUGGACCGUUGCUAUGGCGAACAGAGGACCCAGUUACGGACUGAGCCGGGAGGUGCAGGAGAAGAUCGAGCAGAAGUACGACCCGGACCUGGAGCAGAGGCUGGUGGAUUGGAUCGUGGCCCAGUGUGGAGGCGGCGUGGAGAAGCCUGCGACGGGCAGGCAGGGCUUCCAGCAAUGGCUGAUGGACGGAAUAAUCCUGUGCCGACUCAUCAACAGCCUCCAUCCGAAGGGCAAGGAGCCCAUCAAGAAGAUUCCGGAAUCCCAAAUGGCCUUCAAGCAAAUGGAGAAGAUCUCGCUGUUCCUGCAGGCGGCAGAGGCCUACGGCGUCACCACCACUGACAUAUUCCAGACGGUCGACCUCUGGGAAGGUAAACCCUCAGACGCUCCACGCCGUCUUUGUGUUGGGCUUCCUGUCAACCGGCGUUGUCACGCAGGGAAGGACAUGGCCGCCGUGCAGAGGACCCUCAUGGCCCUGGGGAGCGUGGCCGUCACCAAGGACGACGGGCAGUACAAAGGAGACCCGGACUGGUUCCACAGGAAAGCCCAGGGCUACCGGAGAGAGUUCACGGAGGAGCAGCUGCGCCAAGGCCAGAGUCUGAUCAGCCUGCAGAUGGGAAGCAACCGCGGCGCCUCCCAGUCGGGUAUGACGGGCUACGGUAUGCACCGUCAGAUCAUGUAGACCAGCACCUUCCUGCUCUAGCUUGCUUGUUUCUACUAACCUGCUGCCUGUGUAGCUCGGAGCCUCUCUCCCGUUUGCAGAACUCACUUACCUCAAACUGUCUCCGUACCUUUUUAUUAUUUCAUGUCCGAGUAAAACCUGAUGAUCCUCAGGCCAUGUGUGUUCCUCAUGUGCCGUCAAAGCAUGCCAUGUAUUCUUCCUCACCUUUAGCGAUCACAAUGGCUGACGGGGUGUGUCGCAGUAUUCCUCUUCACCUUGUGCCUGCUUCAUGGCUUCUAGACCAGGACCGGGUCCCGGUGGACCGGCCUGCAAACGUAUUAGAUUUCUGUUGAUGCUAUAAUUAGUUGUUUUUUUUUUAAAUAAAAUGGCGUGGAGGUGUUUUAUGAGCUAGCGA
Molecule: messenger RNA, 1651 nt
Organism: Nerophis lumbriciformis (worm pipefish)
Lineage: Eukaryota; Metazoa; Chordata; Actinopteri; Syngnathiformes; Syngnathidae
Gene: tagln3b
Product: transgelin 3b
Biological process (GO): actin filament organization
Cellular component (GO): actin cytoskeleton
Molecular function (GO): actin filament binding
Source: RefSeq, a predicted model, not a curated record